GGGAGUCGGACAGGCAGUGCGGCAGAGCGGAAUUGCACGUGACGAGAUUUUCAUCACGUCCAAGGUGGGCGGCGGACCACUGGGGUACAACGAGACGCUGGACCAGUUCAAAGAGGUCCUGAGCACGCUGAACAUGACCUACGUGGAUCUGCUGCUGAUCCACUGGCCCUGGCCGCUGGUCGGGGGCUCGUCCGAUCCGGCAUGCCAGGACGGAGCGGCCUCUGCCAACAGCUGCCGACAGUCCUCCUGGAAGGCUAUGGUGGAAAUACUGAACAGCGGCGGGGCGCGGGCGGUCGGCGUUUCCAAUUUCGAAAUCAAACACAUCCAGAGCCUGCAGGUGGGCAGCAGCCUCCCUCUGCCGGCCGUGAACCAGGUCGAGUUCAGUCCCUACUGGCACGAGAUUGAGCUGCUGGAGUUCUGCAAGACGCACCAGAUCGUGUUCAACGGCUAUGCGCCGCUGGCCACUCCGGACUGGGCACCACACAGUCACCACUGGAACGCCUCGCUGCUGGACUCGAGCGUGCUGAAGAAGAUCGGAGACGCGCACAGCAAGACACCGGCACAGGUGGCGCUUCGCUGGUCCAUGCAGAUGGACGUCGUGAUCAACCCGCGCACGUGGGACCCCGAACACAUGAAGGAAGACCUAGAUCUAAACUUUGUGCUUACCAGCGAUGAGAUGGAGCAGAUCACCAACGUUCCAAAGCCGUCCAACAACAAGGUCUGCCCGGACCCCACAAACUACCCUUGAUCGAAUGCCUCGCGAUACAAAGACGUUCUGGACAGUUUCUAAGAAAUACGUUUCUUGGGCAAAUUCUCACACAAUUGAACACAUCAAGUCUGCCUUCUUGCAAUUAUUGUUUACUACUAAACAUGUUUUAAUCUUUAAAAGUGCACACUGUGGCUGCUGCAGAAACUGUUCGCAGUGUUCUUCAAUCGCUUCACCUUUAUGUGAAAUGAGCACUAUUGAAGCAGCAGUUAUACCUAGCACUGGGUGCUGCUAGUGAUGCUGGGUGAGCAGGCUGCCUGGCCAAUCCAUACAUGCAGUGGUGCAGGUGGCCUGGAGGUUUUGUUAUC
This is a messenger RNA of Sycon ciliatum, 1074 nucleotides long. RefSeq lists its product as uncharacterized. The coding region runs from base 134 to 748 and encodes 204 amino acids. The transcript has a single exon. Gene Ontology annotation, molecular function: oxidoreductase activity. NCBI's taxonomy places the organism in Eukaryota, Metazoa, Porifera, Calcarea, Leucosolenida, Sycettidae. The record is from RefSeq and is a predicted model, not a curated record.